Messenger RNA from Brassica rapa (field mustard), 2206 nucleotides. Its product is annotated as mitogen-activated protein kinase 16. NCBI's taxonomy places the organism in Eukaryota, Viridiplantae, Streptophyta, Magnoliopsida, Brassicales, Brassicaceae. The record is from RefSeq and is a predicted model, not a curated record. Gene Ontology annotation, molecular function: ATP binding; MAP kinase activity. Gene Ontology annotation, biological process: protein phosphorylation.
AAAAAAAUCAAAAUCAUAUUUAAUACUUUGCUCUGUUCUUCAAUAUAGAGAAUUUAGAUCUCUUCUUCACCACUCUUCGCUCUGCUCCUCGCUCGCGUAUUGAGAUUCAGAUCCGAAUAAGAAACUUGUCAGCUCAGAUAACAAUCGAAAAAGCUUCUCGGCUUUUGAAAAGCUGUCUCCUUUUUUUUACUCUGUUUCCAGAAGCAGAGAUUGUUCAAAGAAGAUAGAAUCUCCUCUUUCUUCAUCUCAAAGGAUUCUCAAACUCUUUGUCUAAAGAAAGCAAGAUUCUUCAGACAUAAGUGAUUGUGGAUGCUCUGUAGCUGAAGAUGCAGCCUGAUCAACGCAAAAAGUCAUCAGUGGAACUAGAUUUCUUCACGGAGUACGGUGAAGGCUCCAGGUACAGAAUCGAGGAAGUCAUCGGCAAAGGAAGCUACGGAGUCGUCUGCUCAGCUUACGACACGCACACGGGAGAGAAAGUCGCAAUCAAGAAGAUCAACGACAUCUUCGAGCACGUCUCUGAUGCAACUCGCAUUCUCCGUGAGAUCAAGCUCCUCAGGCUCUUGCGCCAUCCGGACAUCGUUGAGAUCAAGCACAUCUUGCUGCCGCCUUCGAGGAGAGAGUUUAGAGACAUUUACGUUGUUUUCGAGCUCAUGGAGUCUGAUCUCCAUCAGGUUAUUAAGGCUAAUGAUGAUCUGACUCCUGAGCAUUAUCAGUUUUUCCUUUAUCAGCUUCUCCGUGGCCUCAAGUAUAUACACACAGCUAAUGUUUUUCAUAGGGAUCUAAAACCGAAAAACAUAUUGGCUAAUGCUGAUUGUAAACUCAAGAUUUGUGAUUUUGGACUUGCAAGAGUUGCAUUCAAUGAUACACCAACUGCUAUUUUCUGGACUGACUAUGUAGCUACUAGAUGGUACCGAGCUCCAGAGCUGUGUGGAUCAUUUUUCUCAAAGUAUACACCGGCGAUAGAUAUAUGGAGCAUAGGGUGCAUCUUUGCAGAGUUAUUAACAGGGAAACCUCUUUUCCCUGGGAAAAAUGUGGUUCAUCAAUUGGAUCUGAUGACUGAUAUGUUAGGAACUCCAUCUGCGGAAGCCAUUGGAAGGGUGAGGAACGAGAAAGCUAGAAGAUACUUAAGCAGCAUGAGGAAAAAGAAACCUAUUCCUUUUACACACAAGUUUCCACACGCUGAUCCUCUCGCUCUUCGUCUUCUAGAAAAGAUGUUGUCUUUUGAACCCAAGGACCGGCCUACAGCUGAAGAGGCCCUUGCGGAUCCGUACUUCAAGGGUUUAGCUAAGGUUGAACGAGAGCCCUCUGCUCAACCUGUAACAAAGCUGGAGUUCGAGUUCGAGAGGCGGAGGGUCACAAAAGAGGACGUGAGAGAGCUCAUAUAUAGAGAGUCUCUUGAGUACCACCCAAAGAUGUUGAAAGAGUACUUAGAUGGUUCAGAGCCAACCAACUUUAUGUACCCUAGUGCGGUGGAACAUUUCAAGAAACAGUUUGCUUACCUAGAGGAACACUACAAGAAUGGUACUUCUCAUACUCCCCCGGAGAGGCAGCAGCACGCAUCAUUACCUAGGGCUUGCGUUUUGUACUCUGAUAACAAGAAUGGAGCGGGGGGACAACAGAGUUCAGUGGAAGUCACUGAUGGACUCUCCAAGUGUAGCAUCAGAGAUGAGAGACCGCACAGGAAUGCGCAGCGAAUUCCUGUUAACGUCCCUCAAACAAUCCAAGGUGCUGCGGUAGCUAGGCCUGGGAAAGUAGUGGGGUCAGUAUUACGCUAUAACAACUGCGGUGCAGCCACAGGAGUUGAAGCUCUUGAACAACAGCAGCGUAGGAUGGUUAGAAAUCCGGUUGGUGUGGCUCAGUACCCAAAGAGAAGUUCUCAACCUUGCAAAAGCAGCAGAGGAGAUGAAGACUGCGAUUCUGCAGAAGGUUCAAGUAGAUUGAAACAAAACCCUCAGUAUAUACCUCAGAAAGUCGCUGCAGCGCAAGAUACUGCAAUGAGCCGCUGGUACUAAGUUAAUGUUUUGUCUCUGGAAGAAGAAACUUUACUACACGUCUCAGGUAGAGCGAAGAGAGAGAGAAAGAAAGAUUGUUCUUACAGAUCCUGUCAUGUUAUUUGUUUUGUGUUCUUAAAAUGACCUUUGUCCUUGACUUUGUAACAAUAUAUAUUGCCUUCAAAUUCUUAAUAAGUCUCGAUUAAUCCCACAUA